Messenger RNA from Penaeus vannamei (Pacific white shrimp), 594 nucleotides. Its product is annotated as keratin, type II cytoskeletal I. NCBI's taxonomy places the organism in Eukaryota, Metazoa, Arthropoda, Malacostraca, Decapoda, Penaeidae. The record is from RefSeq and is a predicted model, not a curated record.
CACUGGCAACCUUCGCUCUCGCCUGGACUUCCCUGGGCGAGAGCGGGCAGGCGAUGCGGGUACGUAUAUAAGGAGGCACCGUCAAUGAACGCUCACAGAACAGCUUCCAGUUGAAGUUCAAGAUGGCUCGUAACGUGGCAGUGACUUCCCUCCUCGUGGCUCUGUGCCUCAUUGCAGCGGUUGCUGGACACAGCAGGUACGGCAUUGGCGGAUACGGCGGUGGAGUGCUCGGUGGUGUCCACGGAGGCGUCCACGGAGGUGUCCUUGGUGGUGUUCACGGCGGUGCCCUCGGAGGCGUCCAUGGAGGAGGCGUCCAUGGCUUAGGACUCGUAGGCUCUGGCAUCCACGGCGCCGGAUCCUUCAACACCGCUCAUUACCCUGGUCUUGUGCCUGGUCACAGCUUCUACGACCAAAGACCCGUGCUCGGAUACAACAGCUGCAAGUACUGGUGCAAGAGUCAUUACACCAACAAGUACUACUGCUGCCAACAACCUUACCAGGGAUAGACUCAAAAUUCUUCAAUGAAAAGUAUUUAUUUGAUCUGCUAUUUAAUCACAUGAUUUAUGGUUCGAGAAUAAAAUUUAUUUUCACGAC